Messenger RNA from Halteromyces radiatus, 1445 nucleotides. Its product is annotated as Alpha/Beta hydrolase protein. Bases 70 to 1350 code for a protein of 426 amino acids. Gene Ontology annotation, biological process: epoxide metabolic process. Gene Ontology annotation, molecular function: epoxide hydrolase activity. The record is from RefSeq and is a predicted model, not a curated record. The transcript has 7 exons. NCBI's taxonomy places the organism in Eukaryota, Fungi, Mucoromycota, Mucoromycetes, Mucorales, Cunninghamellaceae.
AUUUUUUUUAUCCCUUUUCUUUCUUCCCCUUUUGUUUUUUUUCACUUUUCUUUUAUAUAACCAAAUAGAAUGAAAACUUCUACUAAUCAAGACAUUAUACCUUUUACUGUGCCUGGUUUAACUGAUGAACAAAAAGAACAAUUGCAAGAAAAACUUGCCAACAUCGUUUAUCCUAAUGAACUUGAAAGUGACGUUGGUUGGGAUUAUGGGGCACCUACUUGGGCAGUGAAGUCCAUGGCUGAUAUCUGGCGACAAGAGUAUGAUUUUGAUACUGCAAGACAAGAAAUCAAUCAAUGGCAUCAUUAUCAUACUAAAAUUGAAGACUUGAAUAUCCAUUUUAUCCAUGAACCAUCAUCACAUCCUGAUGCUCUUCCUAUCUUGCUAUGUCACGGCUGGCCAUCUACUUUUUAUGAGUUCCACAAGGUGAUCAAUGCUCUACGCGAUGGCGAAAAUGGUAAACAGGCUUUUCAUGUGGUUGUACCUAGUUUACCUGGUUACGGUUUCUCUGAUCCUCCGAAAACACCAGGCUGCGGUGUAGUCAAGAUGUCUGACAUGCUGAAUACUUUGAUGAUCAAGUUGGGGUACUCAAAAUACCUGUUCAGCGGAACAGAUUAUGGAGCGAUUAUUGGCAAGUACACUGCAACAAAUCAUAGUGAAAACUGUUGUGGAUUCCAUACAAAUUUCCCUAUGGUGCUGCCACCUAUUCCUACACCAAGAAAUCUAUUAUUCCAUCCAUUGAAUGUGUUCAAGUUUUUUGGUAGUUUGGUGACGGGUUUCAAUUGGAUGUAUGGUCAAGGAAAAACUAUAUUGAACUGGGCUACUUUCGCUAAUGCUGAAUUAUAUUAUGGUUGUGGUUAUCGUGCUAUUCAAGGAACAAGACCUUAUACAUUAUCCUAUGGUUUAUCAGAUAGUCCUCUUGGCUUGAUGGCAUGGAUGUUGGAGAAAUAUCAUGAGUGGACAUUCCAUGAAGAUGAAUCUAUUAGCAAGAAAGUAUCACUUCCUCCUACUAUUACAGCAGAUGAAUUCCUUACUCAGGUGACACUUUAUUGGAUGACCAACACUAUGUCAUCAUCUAUCCGUAUUUAUUAUGAAUGUCUUCAUCAACAUGAAAUGUUCAAGACAGUGAUUCCAAGAAUCAAUGUUCCAACAGCUAUUAGCAACUUCAAUCAUGAUGUUAUCAAGUUACCGAAGGAAUGGUUAGAAACAUCGACAAAUUUACAACAUUAUAAAGAAUAUACAAAGGGUGGACAUUUUCCAGGAUUAGAAGUGGACAAAUUAUUGAUCAAGGACAUUCAAGACUUUGGCGGCAAACUAAAUAGGCAACACAAAAGAAUCUUUGCGAAACUUUAGAUUGCAUAUUUUUAUUCCCUAUUGACAAUAAUCUAGUGAUCAUCAUUUGAAUAAAAAAAAAGGUUAAUGAUUAUUUUUGUUGUAAUAGAUCUUCA